Messenger RNA from Amyelois transitella, 1796 nucleotides. Its product is annotated as protein RFT1 homolog. The record is from RefSeq and is a predicted model, not a curated record. The transcript has a single exon. The coding region runs from base 1 to 1680 and encodes 559 amino acids. Gene Ontology annotation, biological process: glycolipid translocation; dolichol-linked oligosaccharide biosynthetic process. Lineage: Eukaryota; Metazoa; Arthropoda; Insecta; Lepidoptera; Pyralidae. Gene Ontology annotation, cellular component: endoplasmic reticulum membrane.
AUGGGGCGUAAUCUUUUGAUGAGUAGUUUGGAAAAUGCAUCCUUCAACAUUAUUUUCCAAAUUCUAUUUCGCUGUAUAACAUUUAUUAUAAAUGCUUGGGUAAUCAGAAAUGUGGGGCAUGAAGUAUUAGGCAUUAUGAAUGUAAGGUUACUUCUGCUAGAAAGUACAAUACUGUUUCUCAGUCGUGAGCCUUUCAACCGUGCAUGUAUGGGACAAAAAGAUGAAUUAAGUUGGACACAUAUAAUAAAUCAGAUUUGGCUUUCCAUGCCUAUAAGCUGUGUUUUGUCUCUUAUCUUUGUUUACAUCUGGUUAAAUUGGCUGCCAUUGAGCAGUCCAGAACACAUUUCCCAGUACACAUUUGGUUGUUGGAGUGUCGCCCUAUCUUGUGUAUUGGAGCUUUGUGGUGCCAAUUUGGUACUAAUUGCUCAGCUUUACUGUUUCAUAAAACUGAAGGUUGCCCUUGACACUUUAUAUAUUUUUAUAAGAUCAGUAAUAUUUGUCACUAUUAUUGUAUACAACAGAUCACUUGCUCUUAUUGCAUUUUCUGUGGCACAAGUUGCAAGCAUUGGCAUCAUAGUAGUCUGCUAUUAUAUUUUCUUUUAUUGGUACAUAAACAAUAAACCACUAUAUGCUAAAGGUGCACUAAAAAGCAAGUUCGUACCAGAUAGAAUUUUGCAACAGUUGUAUAAUAAUAUGGAUGAUUUUCAAUUCACAUCAUUGACAGAUUUCUUCCCUAAAUAUUUGGGAUCUGUUAAUUCUACAUUCAAUAAAAAAUUAAAUACUCUUACUAUAAGUUUUGCAAAGCAAGGUAUUGUGAAGCAGUUGUUGACAGAGGGAGAGAAGUAUGUGAUGUCAGUGAGCCCUGUCAUGUCUUUUUCUGAACAAGCUACAUAUGAUGUAGUGAAUAAUCUGGGAAGCUUGGCUGCCAGGUUUAUUUUUAGACCUAUUGAGGACAGCAGCUAUUUUUAUUUCACACAGAUGGUGAGUAGAGAACUACCUCUCCAUAAGCAAGACCAACAUAAAAUUCAAGAGUCUUGUACAGUACUUUCUCAAAUUUGCAAAGCUGUGGGCUCAAUAGGGUUGUUGGUAUUAGUAUUUGGACAAAGUUAUUCACAGACUUUGCUGACGUUGUACGGGGGCGAGGCAUUUGUUGCAAGUGGGCUGCCAGUGCAGUUGCUCCGGAGUCACUGCCUGGCGAUAGUGUUGCUGGCCAUCAAUGGCAUCACAGAAUGCUACACUUUUGCCACAAUGACAAGUGCAGAACUGAAUAAAUACAAUUACUGGAUGGUUUUCUUUUCUAUAUGCUUUCUAAUAUUAUCUUAUGGUUUGACAUAUAUUUUUGGCCCUGUAGGGUUUAUUGUUUCCAAUUGUAUAAAUAUGUUUGCUAGGAUUAUGCAUAGUAUACAUUUUAUAAACCAUAAAUAUAAAGACACUGGCUACAAGCCACUGGAAGGACUGAAUGUUGGCAAGAUUUUCCUUUUGACUUUGUUUAUUGCUGGGUGUGUUUGUAAAGUUUCAGAAAACAAAUUUUCUAAAAGUUCAGUUAUUUUACAUAUCGCAAUUGGAGCAGUGUGUGUGUUUUGUGUGCUUCUUGCCUGGGGUUAUGAAAACAGGAAACUUGUCAUAAAAACGUAUAAAAAAAUUAUGAAUGUACAAGAUAAAAAAAUAUCUAGUGACUAGCAUACAAUAAAACUUUUGUAAAUUUAAAUAUAAAACUAUUUAUAAGAUUGUCAAUAUAGUUACUGUGAUGGAAAUAAAUAAAUAUAACUGUUAACAUUGUAAAGCAUUUUAUUUAU